Pecten maximus is the source of this 1149-nucleotide messenger RNA. RefSeq lists its product as uncharacterized. The coding region runs from base 1 to 1149 and encodes 382 amino acids. NCBI's taxonomy places the organism in Eukaryota, Metazoa, Mollusca, Bivalvia, Pectinida, Pectinidae. The transcript has a single exon. The record is from RefSeq and is a predicted model, not a curated record. Gene Ontology annotation, molecular function: catalytic activity.
AUGGGAGAUUUUAACUACCCAGGAAUAAAUUGGGAGACAUGGAACACGAGAGGAGAAAGUACCGAAACACAGGAAUACAAAUUCAUGCAAAAGCUACAAGACAAUUUCUUUUUCCAUCACGUGCAAGAGCCGACCAGAUGGGGAGGAAAAGAUAACCCACAUAUCCUUGAUCUUCUUAUAACAAGAGAUGAACACUCGCUCUCAAGUAUAGAAUACCAAAGUCCACUCGGAAAGAGUGACCACUGUGUCCUAAUUUUUAAUGUAAUAUGCAAUAUAAAAGUAAAACUAAGGAGUAAAAAGAAAAUCUGUUACAAAAAUGCUGAUUUCGAUACCAUCAACAAUGAAUUAAACAAGAUAAAUUGGGAUGAAGAAUUACAGAGUUCAAGAAACAUAAACGAAAAUUGGAUUAUAUUCAGAAAAAUCAUUAAAGAAGCAGAGAAUAAACAUGUACCGACAAAAAUAAUCACAGUUGGGAGGAACAACAAACAUAGUUUUCCUGCAGACCAGUCAACACUGGAGGCCAUCAAAAAGAAACACUCCCUGUUUCGAAAGGCGGCAUCAAGUAAAGACAUGGAAGUUAGAAACCAGUAUAAUAAAGCCAAAAAUAAAGUAAGGAAAUUAACCCGUAAUUCAAGGAAAGAGUAUGAAAAAAACAUUGCAUUAAAAGCCAAAACGGAUCCUAAAGCAGUUUGGAAUUAUAUAAAAUCUAAAUCAACAACAAAGUCGGAAAUCGGAGAUUUGUAUACAAAGACCAACGACAAAACCUCAACAAAAGUAUCAUCAGAUAUAGGGAAAGCGAAUAUACUCUGUAAAUUCUUCAGUAGUGUAUUUGUAAAGGAAGAAGAUGAAGUAACUCCACAACUAAACCAACGGGAAGUUAUUGAGGAAAUGACAACUCUGAAUAUUACAAGGGAGAAAGUAUUUAAACUACUGAUCAACCUAAAACCGGAAAAGUCAGCUGGACUGGACGAACUCCAUCAAAUGCUUCUCAAAAAUACAGCCUCGUCAUUAUCAGGGCCUUUAACAACAAUAUUCAAUCAAUCACUAUCAACAGGAACUCUACCAGUCGAUUGGAAAAAAGCCCGUGUGAGUGCUACCAUAAGAAAGGCGAUAGAAGUGAAGCAGGCAACUACAGACCAGUCAGUUUAA